Molecule: messenger RNA, 1966 nt
Organism: Guyanagaster necrorhizus
Lineage: Eukaryota; Fungi; Basidiomycota; Agaricomycetes; Agaricales; Physalacriaceae
Product: MT-A70-domain-containing protein
Exons: 3
Coding region: 133-1860 (575 amino acids)
Biological process (GO): methylation; mRNA modification
Cellular component (GO): nucleus; RNA N6-methyladenosine methyltransferase complex
Molecular function (GO): methyltransferase activity; mRNA binding
Source: RefSeq, a predicted model, not a curated record
CUUAUUACCUCACGAUCACGACCAGCACCGUCACGGUCCAUGAAACGAGUACUCUCUAGAGUAACAGUACUGGCAUCCUAACACUUCUUUUAUAGCCUGCCAAGUAUACAGCUUCACCAAAACGACCACCAAAUGGCGGCAGCAACGGUCGACACGACCCUUGCUUCGGCCAACAGUCUGCUCGCCUACCAUAGCUCUCUCAUCGACGGCAUUCGUCGUUCCCAACGUGAACAUCGACGUCAGCUCCAUUCUCUACCUCCUUCCAUCUCACAGCCUCUCCUUUCUCUUCCUUUGAUUCAGUCGCCUCCACCGUCUCCACCGCCGUCUCCAACGAUACAGCCUGUCUCACAGUCGCGUCAGAACAAGUACAGAGCGGAUCUACCUCCCGCGAAACGUGCCAGAGUUGCGAGAUAUAGGAAUUAUGUACCAGAGGAGGAGACUAUCCGCAACGACUACUCGCAGCGCUAUGUCGACGGCGGGGAAUGGCCGCAGAAUUGGGUGUUAGGCGCUGAACCUGAACAUCGUUUCGAAGAGUAUCCCAAGCAACAUCGCUUACUUGCUCUCAAAAAACUCUCUGUUCAAUCCCAUUCUUUACCCCCUUCCUAUCUACCUUUUACUGCGCUUUCUACAAUCCAACCUUGCAAGUUCGACGUUAUUCUUCUUGACCCCCCUUUCUCUUCUUCAUUCACUUGGAAUCAUCUCCAGGAGCUCCCAAUACCUUCCCUUGCGGCCGAUCCCAGUUUCGUCUUCCUGUGGGUUGGAAGUGGCGCUGGAGACGGAUUGGAGCGAGGAAGAGAAGUGCUUGCGAAAUGGGGAUAUCGACGCUGUGAGGACGUUGUCUGGGUCAGGACGAAUAAGGUGUCAAACAAGGGACCUGGCACUGACCCACCGACGACUUCUCUACUUACGAGGACUAAACAGCAUUGUUUGAUCGGGAUACGAGGCACCGUGAGGAGAUCAACGGACAGCUGGUUUGUCCAUUGUAACGUUGACACGGAUGUGAUCAUAUGGGAAGGCGAUCCAAAUGAUCCGACGCGAAAACCACCCGAAAUGUAUACUCUCAUAGAGAACUUCUGUCUUGGGACGCGACGCUUGGAAGUCUUCGGUAAAAUAUCGUCACUACGGCGUGGCUGGGUAACUGUACUAGGCAGUGAGACCUCCCCUGAAGGUCCUAUAUUUGUUGAAGGUGAAGAAGGUGGAAAUGCCACCCGGUGGGAACACGAAAGCUGGGAAAACAAUAUCAAGGAAAUCGCUGGCGGGGGCAAGUUUGUGGUCCCUAUGACGUCCGAUAUCGAUGCUCUCCGACCAAAAUCGCCCGUAAGAGGCGGGAGUACGAACAAUGGAAGCUCUGGAGGUGUUCCACUCUCAGGCGGCACCCCAGCGGGGAUUGGGGGCGUGAAUAUGGUGAACGGAGCUCGAUUCAACAACGGGGCCAGACAGGGUGGGUUUGGCGGGAUGGAGAUGGGUGUCGGAAUACCCAUGGGCAUGGGCAUCAACUCUCUUGGUAUGGGGGUGGGGGUUGAUGGUAUGAUGGCCGGUGGAUGGCCUGGGAUGCAGGUCAUGGGAAAUAUGGGUAUGGCUGGGAUGGAGGGAAUGGGCGGUAUGCCUGGAAUAAAUGGUAUGAAUCCCGGCAUGAAUGGAAUGAAUGUACCCAUGAUGGAUCACCAAGCUAUGCAAGGUAUGAAUGGACAGGGGAUGGGGAUUGGUGGUAUGAUGAUAGGUGGACAGGGUGGUGGAUUUAUGCCUAUGUUCAACGGCAUGGGUGGCUGGGGAGACGGCCAGUUUGGUAUGGAUGGCGGUGGCUGGGACGGUAGCGGAAUGAUGCCUGGUAUGGGUAUGGGACAAUGGACUAGUUACUAGGAUAUGUUUCUUAGGUUAUCAUUCUGGUAUUUAUUAAUGUUCAUCGUGUAUGUACGCAUUUUGUAUACUUGCCUGCACCUAAAUCCAUACUGGGUAUCUGCACAGC